This is a messenger RNA of Perca fluviatilis (European perch), 4471 nucleotides long. RefSeq lists its product as uncharacterized. The record is from RefSeq and is a predicted model, not a curated record. The transcript has 12 exons. Gene Ontology annotation, biological process: negative regulation of transcription by RNA polymerase II; regulation of immune system process; regulation of cytokine production. Lineage: Eukaryota; Metazoa; Chordata; Actinopteri; Perciformes; Percidae. Bases 89 to 4258 code for a protein of 1389 amino acids.
UGACGCAACGACGCUGGGUUGGGGGAACCCGGAAGCGUUCGCGCAGUGUUUACAUUUUGCUCUUUGUUCGGUAAUCAAUACCGUUAAAAUGUCUAAAAAACGGUCGCAGAGCGCCGAGAACCGGAGCCUGCGCGCGGCCAUCGCCGAGCAGCUGUCGGUUGCCGCGGAGGAAAUCUUCCGGCUGCUCACGGAGCCCGGAGAGCCGGAGGAGGAGCACCUAAAGCGGCUGCUGACGGAGCCCGGAGAGCCGGAGGAGGAGCACCUAAAGCGGCUACUGACGGAGCUCAUCACCGCGGCCGUGGAGAGCAUCUGGGCCGCGUUCAGAGCCUCCAGACCGGCAGAGAAAGCACCGGAGCGGUCCGCUGCAGCCGCAGAGUUGUGUCUGUCGGUGGGCGUCCAGACUCCGCCCGGCGCCUCCUGCAGACCGGAUGUUUCUGAACCGGACCGCCGGGCCGAGUCUCUGGACCCCCUGGACCCCCUGGACCCCCUGGGGGGCGAGGAAGAGGAGGAGGAAGAGGAGGAGGAGGAGGAAGAGGAGGCAGCAGCCCCUCACAGCUGCAGAGUGUGCGGGAAGACCUUCGACAGGGAGGGUUUCCUGAUGAAGCACGCGGAGAAGCACCUGUCGGAGGCGUCCUGCGUGUGUGGUGUGUGCGGCGAGCGUCUGGAGACCGUUGGCGCCCUGCGGCUUCACCUGCAGACGCACCGCGACCGCGGCCGAACCUGCGACGUCUGCGGCAAGAAGUUCCCGUCCCUCCGGGCCCGGGACACGCACCGGCGCCGGCACACCGGCGAGAAGCCCUUCACCUGCGCCGUCUGUGGGAAAGGCUUCAGCCAGAAGGGCAACAUGGCCACGCACGCCAGGACGCACGCCACCGGGACGCACGCCACCGGGACGCACACCACCGGGACGCACGGCGCCCAGAAGCCCUUCAGCUGCGGCGUCUGCGGGGAAGCUUUCGGCAAGAGCGCCGAGUUGCGGCGCCACGCACGCAGCCACCAGCCGGACGGCAAGACUCCGGGUUCCAGCAGACGCAGGAAGUCGAGUCCGACGCCGUCUCACCGCUGCGGCGUCUGCGGGAACGCCUUCCACAACCGAGGGAACUUCGUGCGGCACGCCGAGACGCACCUGAACGACCCCGAGUCGCGCUGCUGCGGCGUCUGCGGCGAGCGCGCCGAGUCCUCGGCCGACCUGCAGCUGCACAUCCAGAGCCACCGAGAAGAACCGGGCCGCGGCGUCUGCGAGGUCUGCGGCCUCAGCGUGCGGGACAUGGCGGUCCACAUGAGGACGCACAGCGGCGAGAAACCCUUCCGCUGCUCCGACUGCGGGAAGGACUUCCCCAGGAAGGGCUCUCUGGAGAGACACCGGAAGCUGCACGCCGGCGAGCGGCCGUACAUCUGCGAGUUCUGCGGCAAGACGUUCGUGGAGAACACGGUGCUGAAGAGACACAUCAAGAGCCACACGGGGGGGAAGCCGCGCAUCUACGACUGCGACGUCUGCGGCAAGAAGUUCACCAUGAGCCAGCACCUGGACGUGCACAAGAGGAUCCACACGGGGGAGAAACCCUACGCCUGUCGGGUGUGCGGUAAACGCUUCCGGCAGAUCGGGAACCUGGACUCGCACACGCGGAUCCACACGGGCGAGAAGCCGUUCGUGUGCAGCCUCUGCGGGAAGACCUUCCGCCAGAAGAUCUCGCUGGAGACGCACGAGCGCUUCCACAAGAAGGAGAAGGCGUUCGGCUGCCCGCUCUGCAGCAAGGGCUUCGUGCAGAAGAUCGACCUGAAGAGACACCUGCUGACGCACAGCGGCGAGAAGCCGUACGCGUGCCGCGUCUGCGCCAAGAGCUACCAGGAGAAACGCUCGCUGGACUCGCACAUGAAGGUGCACGCCAUGGUCGCCGUGGCAACCGGCGCGGCAACCGGCGCGGCAACCGCCGGCGCCGUGCAGCCGGAGGACGCCGCGGAGGCAGCGCCGCUACCGCAGAGCCUCAAACGUCAGGACGGAGACUUCAUCCAGCUCUGCUGUGACUCAUCCAGCUGUGACUCAUCCAGCUGUGACUCAUCCAGCUGUGACUCAUCCAGCUGUGACUCAUCCAGCUCUGACUCCAUCCUGCUCUGUGACUCAUCCAGCUCUGACUCAUCCAGCUCUGACUCAUCCAGCUGUGACUCAUCCAGCUCUGACUCAUCCAGCUGUGACUCCAUCCAGCUCUGUGACUCAUCCAGCUCUGACUCAUCCAGCUCUGACUCAUCCAGCUGUGACUCAGCCAGCUCUGACUCAUCCAGCUGUGACUCCAUCCAGCUGUGUUUAGCCUUCGUAGGGCAGAGCAGCGCUGGGACCAGGGCUCACUGUGGUGAGUUCAGGUGUUUAGCCUUCGUAGGGCAGAGCAGCGCUGGGACCAGGGCUCACUGUGUUCUCCCUCCGGACCAGCAGGGCGGCGCCGUUCGCCGGGUUCACGACUACUAUUGUCCGUGUGUCCCUCCGCGGGCCCCGGAUGUGUCCGCUGCGGCCUCUCCUCUCCGUGUGUCCCUCCGCGGGCCCUGGAUGUGUCCGCUGCCGCCUCUCCGGCUCUCUUUGUCCGCAGAAAAAAGCAGCGAGAUGCGCGCGUGUGUGCAGCUGCUGCGGGUGACGGUCCACGAGCGGAUCCUCGCGGCCGCCGAAGACUUUCUGCUGCGGAUGGAGAAAGGAGCAGCAGAAGAAGAAGAAGCAGCAGCAGCAGAAGAAGAAAGACCGCGGCUGAGAGCGCUGCUCACCGAGCGGCUCUCGGCGGCCGCGGAGGAGAUCAUCGCCCUGCUGGAGGAGACCGUGGCGGGGUACGAAGACAGAGCUGAGCGCUCCGAGCAGGAGAUCUCCCGCCAGAGGAGGCUGCUCGAGGCCGUGCUGGAGCCGGAGGUCCGACUGCACAGAGCGGAUGUUGAGCAGCUGUCGGUGGUUAAAGAAGAGGUUCCCCCUGAGCAGCAGGAGUGUAGCUCCAGUGUGGACCAGCAGGAUCCAGAGCCCCUCCCACACAUUAAAGAGGAGCAGCAGGAGUGUAGCUCCAGUGUGGACCAGCAGGAGCCAGAGCCCCUCCCACACAUUAAAGAGGAACAGGAGGAACUGUGGAGCAGUCAGGAGGGAGAGCUGCUUCAAGGGCUGGAGGAGGCUGAUAUCACCAAGUUCCCAUUCACUCCUGUCCCUGUGAAGAGUGAAGAUGAUGAAGAGGAAGCUCAGUCCUCGCAGCUUCAUCAGAGACAAACUCAACACAUGGAAACAGAAGCUGAUGGAGAGGACUGUGGAGGGCCAGAAACAGCCAGGAACUCACAUCCACUCUUACAACCAGAGACUGAAGACCAGACCGGAGACUCUUCGGAGACGGACGACAGCGACUGGUCUCCGGCUAACGAAGCUAGCUCAGGUUUAGCGUCGGUGGCGGCUCAGAAACACGGCGAGGCUGCCGAGAGCGACGCCGGUUCUCCGGCCAAGGAGCGCCCGUUUCCCUGCUCGUACUGCGGCAAGAGGUUCAGCCUGAAGGGAAACCUGAACCGACACAUCCGAGACCACACGGGCGAGCGGCCCUUUCCCUGCACCGGCUGCGACAAGUCCUUCAAAGACAGCGGCUCGCUCACGGCGCACAUGCGCUGCCACACCGGCGAGCAGCCGUACAGCUGCCUGUUCUGCGGGAAGAACUUCAGCGGCCGGGGCAACAUGACGCGGCACAUGAGGAUCCACACGGGCGAGAAACCUUUCAGCUGCUCGCUGUGCAGCAAGAGCUUCCACGUCAAGGAGCACCUGAGCCGACACAUCAAGUACCACACGGGGGAGAAACCCUUCAGCUGCUCGGUCUGCGGGAAAGGCUGCGCCCAGAAGACCGACCUCAAGAAGCACAUGAGGGUCCACACGGGCGAGAAACCCUUCAGCUGUCCCUUCUGCGGGAAGUGCUGCGCCGAGAAGGGCGACCUGACCAAGCACAUGAGGGUCCACACGGGCGAGAAGCCGUUCAGCUGCAACGUGUGCGGGAAGAGCUGCGCGCAGAAAGGCAGCCUGAAGAUCCACAUGAGGGUCCACACGGGAGAGAAGCCCUUCAGCUGCUCGGUCUGCAGCAAGCGCUUCACCGUCACCGGACACCUCAAGAGACACAUGAAGCUGCACGCUGGCGACGCCAACGCCGCGGAGGACGCAGGCUCUCCUUCAGACUCACUACAGGAAGUGGAAGCUUCGGACACAACACAGGAAGUGGAAGCUUCGGACACGCAACAGGAAGUGGAAGCUUUGGACGCAUCGUGACUAAGAAAAGGUGUUUGAAUAUUCCUUCUAAAAAACACUUUGUUUGCACAUUAAAAAUGUCUUAUAUCACGUAAUUUAAACACCGUAGAUCCCCUCUCUCUGUCUCUCUGUCUGUCUGUCUCUCUGUCUGUCUGUCUGUCUGUCUGUCUCUCUCUCUCUCUCUCUGUCUGACUCUCUGUCUGUCUGUCUCUCUUUCUGUCUUUCUGUCUCUCU